Messenger RNA from Chlorocebus sabaeus (green monkey), 2335 nucleotides. The record is from RefSeq and is a predicted model, not a curated record. NCBI's taxonomy places the organism in Eukaryota, Metazoa, Chordata, Mammalia, Primates, Cercopithecidae.
ACACAGACCCUGCUAUAUAGUAUUCUCCAAAAACCUUAGCUAGUGCUGUUAGUGCCUAUGUAGGUUUAGUUUUCGAAGUUCUUCCGUGGCCCUUUUUGCUUAUUAUAUCAAUCCUUGGUGGGAGACAGAGGAAACAUUUUUAGUGCUAUUUUACAACUGAGGAAAUAGAGGUUUGAAGAGAACUCAGGAAGGCUCAGGGUUAUCCAGCAUUGUGAGUGACAGAGCUUGGAUCUGAACGUAAGUCUGCUCCAGACUUCUGUUUCCUGAAGCAUUCUCUUGAAAUCCCUUGGUAAGGAGCUGCAGUCUCAAUCACGCUGUCCAGGGGCAUGAAAGGCGGAUCCCAUAAUGCAUCUUCAAGUGGUCAUCUUAAGCCUCAUCCUACAUCUGGCAGAUUCUGUAGCCGAUUCUGUAAAUGUUGAUGGAGUGGCAGGUCUAUCUAUCACACUGCCCUGCCGCUACAACGGAGCUAUCACAUCCAUGUGCUGGAAUAGAGGCACAUGUUCUGUUUUCUCAUGCCCAGAUGGCAUUGUCUGGACCAAUGGAACCCACGUCACCUAUCGGAAGGAGACACGCUAUAAGCUAUUGGGGAACCUUUCACGCAGGGAUGUCUCUUUGACUAUAGCAAAUACAGCUGUGUCUGACAGUGGCAUAUAUUGUUGCCGUGUUCAGCACAGUGGGUGGUUCAAUGACAUGAAAAUCACCAUAUCAUUGAAGAUUGGGCCACCCAGGGUCACUACUCCAAUUGUCAGAACUGUUCGAACAAGCACCACUGUUCCAACGACAACGACAACGACCCUUCCAACAACAACAACCCUUCCAACGACAACGACCCUUCCAACGACAACGACCCUUCCAACGACAACGACUCUUCCAAUGACAACAACCCUUCCAACGACAACGACUGUUCCAACGACAACGACUCUUCCAACGACUCUUCCAACGACGACUCUUCCAACGACUCUUCCAACGACAACGACUCUUCCAACGACUCUUCCAACGACAACGACUCUUCCAACGACAAUGACCCUUCCAAUGACGACGACUCUUCCAACGAUGACGACUCUGCCAACGACGACGACCCUUCCAACGACGACUCUGCCAACGAUGACUCUUCCAACGACAACGACUCUUCCAACGACGAUGACUCUGCCAAUGACAACGACUCUGCCAACGACAACAACUCUUCCAACAACAACAACUCUGCCAACGACAACCAUGGUUUCUACCUUUGUUCCUCCAACACCAUUGCCCAUGCAGAACCAUGAACCAGUAGCCACUUCACCAUCUUCACCUCAGCCAGCAGAAACCCACCCUGUGACACUGCUGGGAGCAACAAGGACACAACCCACCAGCUCACCAUUGUACUCUUACACAACAGAUGGGAGUGACACCGUGACAGAGUCUUCAGAUGGCCUUUGGAAUAACAAUCAAACUAUUGUCCUAGAUUUUCACCAUAGGGUUAUAAACUCAGAUCAUUUGGUCUUACCCUUAUGUUCCAGAAGUCCCCAAGCACCAAUACAGCAAUUGUCCCCAGAACAUAGUCCACAGAUGGUCAACACCACUGAAGGAAUCUAUGCUGGAGUCUGUAUUUCUGUCUUGGUGCUUCUUGCUGUUUUGGGUGUCGUCAUUGCCAAAAAGUAUUUCUUCAAAAAGGAGAUUCAACAACUAAGUGUUUCAUUUAGCAACCAUCAAUUUAAAACUUUGCAAAAUGCAGUUAAAAAGGAAGUCCACGCAGAAGACAAUAUCUACAUUGAGAAUAAUCUUUAUGCCAUGAACCAAGACCCAGUGGUGCUCUUUGAGAGUUUACGCCCAUGACUGCAGAAGACUGAACAUAUCGGACGUCUUUGAGACUCCAAGACAAUUUUUCUGUUUCAGUUUCAUCUGGCCUUCCAACAUGUCAGUGACACUGGGUAGAGUAACUCUCUUGCUCCAAACUGUGUAUAGUCAGCCUCAUCAUUAAUGUAGUCCUAAUUUUUUGUGCUAAAACAGGUUCAAUCAAUCCUUCUGAUCAUUGUAGAGUUCUCUGUCAAACAUGAACACUUUAGAAUUGUAUGUUCUCUUUAGACCCCAUAAAUCCUGUAUCCAUCAGAGAGAAUAGUCACUGGAAACAUAGCAAAUGAACUUCUGUCUUGGCCAUCAAAGCUGUGCAGAAGAGGGAAAUCUGUCUUAAAAAUCAGCAAAUCCGAUGUGAGACUUCAUUUGGAAGCAUUACAUGAUAAUCUCUUGUUUCUAUAUGAUACUUCCAAAUGUUGCAUUUCCUGUGUUUUCCAAAGGUUUCAAAUCAUGGGUUUUAAUUGCCUCCAUGGGGAAAUAAAGUGAGUUUAAUUCACCCUAA